Messenger RNA from Agrilus planipennis (emerald ash borer), 2682 nucleotides. Its product is annotated as ATP-dependent 6-phosphofructokinase. Gene Ontology annotation, biological process: fructose 1,6-bisphosphate metabolic process; fructose 6-phosphate metabolic process; canonical glycolysis. Gene Ontology annotation, cellular component: 6-phosphofructokinase complex; cytoplasm. The record is from RefSeq and is a predicted model, not a curated record. Lineage: Eukaryota; Metazoa; Arthropoda; Insecta; Coleoptera; Buprestidae. The transcript has 16 exons. Gene Ontology annotation, molecular function: monosaccharide binding; 6-phosphofructokinase activity; ATP binding. Bases 149 to 2386 code for a protein of 745 amino acids.
GUCACCUUGAAAAAUUAUACGAAAAAGGUUGAUAAUUUUUGGAUAGUUGUAAUUUCGACUAUCUCUGUGCUGUUUUAUAUAAAUAUUAUGAGUUUGGAUUUUUUUUCAUAAAGAAUAACUUUUUUUGAAUAGAUAUCACAUUGCAAUUAUGACUGAUAAAUCUGGGCAUAGAUUUGUCGAGCAGGGGGCCCAUAGGGGUAAAGGGGUGGCAGUGUUUACCAGUGGGGGUGACUCACAGGGAAUGAAUGCUGCAGUCAGAGCAUGUGUGCGAAUGGGUAUUUAUUUGGGAUGUAAAGUGUUUUUCAUUAAAGAAGGAUAUCAAGGUAUGGUUGAUGGAGGUAACAACAUAGUAGAGGCCAACUGGGCUUCGGUGAGUGGUAUUAUCCAUAGAGGUGGUACUGUAAUUGGAUCAGCUAGAUGUCAAGAUUUCAGAGAGAGGCCUGGACGUCUAAAAGCUGCCAAGAAUUUAGUGGAACGUGGAAUUACCAACUUGGUUGUAAUAGGUGGUGAUGGUAGUCUUACUGGUGCUAACUUAUUCAGGCAGGAAUGGACCUCAUUAUUGGAUGAACUUCUUCAAAAUAGUCAGAUAACGCAAGAACAGAGGCAAAAGUAUCCUAUUCUUCACAUUGCCGGGAUCGUUGGCUCCAUUGAUAAUGAUUUUUGUGGAACUGAUAUGACUGUGGGAACUGAUAGUGCACUACAUAGAAUUAUCGAGGCCGUCGACGCAAUUGUAAGCACAGCUUAUUCUCAUCAAAGAACAUUUAUUAUGGAAGUUAUGGGAAGACAUUGUGGGUAUUUAUCAUUGAUAACUGCUGUUACUUCUGAAGCUGAUUAUGUCUUUAUUCCCGAAUCUCCUCCGUUUGAGGAUUGGCCGAAACGUCUUUGUGAUAAAUUAGAACAGGAGCGUCAAGCAGGCCAACGUUUAAAUAUCAUUAUAGUUGCGGAAGGGGCUGUUGACCGUACAGGGAAACCCAUAACAGCAGAACAAGUAAAGAAAGUUGUCGUUGAUAACUUACAUCAAGAUACUAGGAUCACUGUAUUGGGUCAUGUUCAAAGAGGUGGAAACUCCUCAGCUUUUGAUAGAGUCUUGGGUUGCCGUAUGGGUGCUGAGGCUGUUUUAGCCCUCAUGGAGGCUACAGACGAUACAGAGGCUUGUGUGGUAUCUUUGGAAGGAAACCAAGCUGUAAGACUUCCUCUUAUGGAUUGUGUGUUACGUACUAAAGCGGUUGCCCAAGCUAUGGCAGAUAAAAAUUGGGAAUUGGCUGUUGAAUUACGUGGUAAAUCGUUUAAACGUAAUUUGGAAACGUAUAAACUGCUUACGAGAUUGAGGCCACCUAUAAAUUUGACUGAAGAUAAAAACAAAAAGCAAGAUACAUUGUGGCAGUCAUCGGACGGGUACAUAGUUGCAGUAAUGCACAUUGGAGCGCCAGCUUGCGGCAUGAAUGCUGCAGUUCGCUCUUUUGUGAGAAACUGUAUUUAUAGGGGAGAUAAAGUAUUAGGUAUCCAUGACGGUGUUGAAGGGCUGAUUGCUGGAAAUAUUAAAGAGAUGGGCUGGUCAGAUGUUACUGGAUGGGUAGGAACAGGAGGCGCCAAUUUGGGUACCAAGAGAGCUCUCCCUGGUCCCAGAUUGGAACAGAUGGCCGCCAAAAUCAAGGAGUUUAACAUACAAGCCCUUCUUAUUAUUGGAGGUUUCGAGGCUUAUCAAACUGCCCUUAUCAUGACAGAAGCUCGUCAGCAGUAUCCAGAAUUGAACAUAGCUCUGGUCGUAAUUCCUGCCACUAUUAGUAACAACGUUCCUGGUACAGAGUUUUCACUUGGUUGUGACACUGCCUUAAACGAAAUCACGCAAAUUUGUGAUCGUAUUCGGCAAUCGGCACAAGGGACCAAAAGAAGAGUUUUUAUCAUUGAAACGAUGGGUGGAAAUUGUGGUUAUUUAGCUACUUUGGCAGACCACCAAUGCAGAAGAAAUCCAGGAAACUUAUAUUAUCUAAAGAUAUUAGUAAAAUACAAAUUUUUAAAGAGUAUAUUUUUAGGUCAUAUGCAGCAAGGUGCUUCUCCUACUCCCUUUGAUCGUAACUUAGGAACAAAACUGGGUUCAAAAGCGGUCGAUUGGAUAGGCGAGACGUUAAAUAGAAAUACAAAAGAAGGGGUUACCAGAUGUACAACCCCCGACACUGCAGUCUUGCUUGGAAUAGUUCGUAGGCAGUACAAGACGAGCAACUUACUAGAUCUGAAAAACGAAACUAACUUCGAGUAUCGUAUUCCCAAACAAGAGUGGUGGUUGAAAUUAAGACCUCUUCUACGUAUUUUGGCAAAGCACGAUUCUGCUUAUGAAGAAGAAGGAAUUUACAUGACUGUAGAAGAACGUGUACUGGAUGAUAUAUAAGUACUCCAGCAUAUUAAUUUUUUGAAAACUGUAGUAAACUUAGCACACAAAUCAUAUAACGAAUAUUCUUAAGCAUAAACAAGCAGUGACUUUGUUUUCUUGAAAAUUCAGCAUUCAUUUGUCUAUUUCUAAAAUACAUUUUCGGUAUAAGGAUAAUGAAAAAAACAUUUUUUUUGAUUAAGUAAGUUUAUUUAUUUUUGUAAUAGAUGUACACAAAUAUAUUUAUAUUUUUAUUGUAAAAACGUAUUAAGUAUUUUGUGAGUAUUUAUAACUAAUUAAAACAGUGGCAAUAAUUA